This is a messenger RNA of Colius striatus (speckled mousebird), 2742 nucleotides long. RefSeq names its product leptin receptor overlapping transcript like 1 (gene LEPROTL1). The transcript is spliced from 4 exons. The record is from RefSeq and is a predicted model, not a curated record. Gene Ontology annotation, biological process: negative regulation of growth hormone receptor signaling pathway; late endosome to vacuole transport via multivesicular body sorting pathway. NCBI's taxonomy places the organism in Eukaryota, Metazoa, Chordata, Aves, Coliiformes, Coliidae. Bases 72 to 467 code for a protein of 131 amino acids. Gene Ontology annotation, cellular component: endosome.
UGCGGGCCGCACCAGUUCCGCUUCCCGUCGCGCGCGCCUCUGGCUGUGCGGCUUGCGGGACGGGCGGUGCCAUGGCCGGCAUCAAAGCCUUGAUCAGCCUGUCCUUUGGGGGAGCAGUCGGACUAAUGUUCUUGAUGCUUGGAUGUGCCCUUCCCCAGUACAACCAGUACUGGCCACUGUUUGUUCUGUUUUUUUACAUCCUUUCUCCUAUCCCGUACUGCAUAGCAAGAAGAUUAGUAGAUGACACAGAUGCUGCAAGUAAUGCCUGCAAGGAGCUAGCAAUAUUUCUUACAACAGGCAUUGUUGUCUCAGCAUUUGGGCUACCAAUAGUGUUUGCGAGAGCAGAACUGAUUUACUGGGGUGCGUGUGCACUUGUUCUUACGGGGAAUACAGUCAUCUUUGCCACGAUCCUAGGAUUUUUCCUGGUCUUUGGCAGCAAUGACGACUUCAGCUGGCAGCAGUGGUGAACUAUCACAGGCAUCUUCUCAUGCAGUGGCCAUCCAUACAAAUGAGAGAAUGGGCAAUAAAGAGAAGUAGCAUAGCAAGCCUCUUGAGUAUGCUAGAUGCUCCUUUUCACCUUGUUCGUUCUGAGUGUACUGCUGUUGCUGACAGGGUUUCUAUGUUUUUAUGAAUUGGAGAAGUGAUUGAUUUCAUUUUUACCUAUGGUAUGUAUUUAGGUGCUCUCUUGGUUUAAAAUUGUCAUCCUUUGUCUGGUGUUUAUGUGAAACUUUAAAUCUGGAACAAGAACAUUUAAACACGGUUUCAAAGAAGAUUUAAAGUUGUUAAUUUUUUUGUUUCAUUUUGUUCAUUGUGUUUUUUUUCUUUAAGUUAAACAUUAAUACUGUGUUUCAAAGUAACUUUUUUUUGUAUAGUGAUUAACUUAUAUACAGGCUGAACGGAGGUAAGGGAUUGUACACCACCAUUGUCACUUACCAGAUUGUUGAUUGUUGCUAUAUUUUAGCAGAGGCAAGGCAGGGAGUACCAGUUGCAGAUUUUUCUUCUGCCCAUACCUCAGACUGGGUGAUGAAUGUUGAUAGCCUUCAUUUCAUGAGAAGGCUGAGGAGCAGGUAGAGUUAUUUGGGAGAAGUCCUAAAUUUUAACACCGCUAGCACUUCGACCUGCUCUGUUACCAGUUCUUGUGUGGAUGUGACAUUCAAAUACUCUGUAAAUGUGUUGAUGCUAUGACAUACAAAGCUAAAGUGUAUUGUAGGGGAAGGGAAAAUGAUGUUUAAAUUCCAUUUUAAAAAAAGUAUCUUUUUAAGUCUUUCUAUUUAUAAAUAUUAUAUGCUUUUGAACUUUUAGUCAACUUUUUACCACAAAGGUGGUAAAGUGUUCAUUAUGGAACUACGAGUCUGUGUUCAUUUGAAGCAUAUACAAAGCUAUUUCCUCCUUCCCCUUUUUAAUUUAUUUUAUACAUAAUAUACAUAUAUAUAAUAAAACAGCUUUUCAAACGUAGAUUAAAACUUUGUGUUAAACUUGCCUAAGAAUUACUUUUGGGUAUUUUUCCCCUUCACGCAAUUUAGUUCAGGCACGACUUUUUGGGAAGUCACUGGCUAAACUGAUUUCACUGACUUUUUAAGUUCUUAUGCACUAUCAGUUAUUAAGAUUUAAUGUUGUGUCUGUAACUGUAGCUUGUAUUCUGUAAGAUUGCACAUGUAGCUUCAAAUAUUUGACAAGUUUUCUGCAUACCUCUCAAUUGUCUGGGUUUCUCAUUUAAAGAAAGAUGCCAUUACACAUUCCAUCACAAAAUAUUUGAUGAGUUAGUCAGGUUUGAUUGUACUAUAGGCGGUGAUAAGCUUGACCAAGCAUACUUCUAAACUAUGUUUUUGUUCAGUUCUCUGAAAACAUGUCUGAGAAGCUUACUGUGCAUAAUUAAAAGCUGACAAAUGCUUAUCAUUUGCUUAACGGUGGAGCAGUACAAAAGGGCACGGAACUGUAGGUCUUAGCUGGAGUACUUGUGUGCAGAUGUAAAAGUAUAAAGCUUGAAUAUUUGAAGUCUGAUACUAAUGGUAGGUACUUGCAUGAUGUGAUACCAGCAGGUAGGGGCAGCAAGGGCGUAGCUACCUACAUGCACUGCUUUGUUAAUGUCAUCCCGUGUAUAAAAUAAGAGCUUGAUUUUUAUCUGUGCUGGCAGAGGAACGAAUAGAUGCCAAGACUCCAGCGCAGAAGCCAAUCUGUAGCAGAUGCUCUUCCAGCCAGAGGUAGAAUGCUUCGACAGAUUGCCUGCGAUGGAGAUGUCCGGAGGUACGUAAGGGCUGCAGAAUCACUCGUUUCAUCACCUUUUUCAGUGAGACUUCUGCAUCCCUUCCUCCAGCACAACAGAUGCUUCAGAAAAUCUUCCAAACCAAUGGCUAGAUUUGCAGUAAUUUGCAGUCUUUGGAAGGGUGAACGCUUAGGACUUGCACAAAUUUUCUGAAUCUGUUACCAACUCCUUUUUUUUGUGAUCCGGAAAUGUAUUUUCUUCUUCAUUCCUGUGCUGCUGAGCCUACUUCUCCAUGUGAUGCUACUCUCCGGCACACUGGCCAUAGAGCUGACUGUGUGUGCAUUGGCAGUGCAGUUGUUGUGUGCUAAUAUCGUUACAGUGUUACCUUCUUUUGCUUGCACACCAAGUACAUGCAGUAUCGCUCUGAUUUAUGAGCUAGACACUUGAGAGGUAUGAUCCUUCCAUAUGAUAUGCACUGAGAUAGUGUUACCAGCCUUCUAGAGGGAAAAACUUUGAACAAUAAAAAUUUUAAAUAGCAA